This is a messenger RNA of Girardinichthys multiradiatus, 6558 nucleotides long. RefSeq names its product eukaryotic translation initiation factor 4 gamma 1-like. The transcript has 33 exons. The record is from RefSeq and is a predicted model, not a curated record. NCBI's taxonomy places the organism in Eukaryota, Metazoa, Chordata, Actinopteri, Cyprinodontiformes, Goodeidae. Bases 169 to 5334 code for a protein of 1721 amino acids. Gene Ontology annotation, molecular function: translation initiation factor activity; protein binding; mRNA binding. Gene Ontology annotation, cellular component: eukaryotic translation initiation factor 4F complex.
CGGAAUUGGUAGCUACCGGCUUCCGGGGAGCUUUCCGUCCGUCCGGCUCUGCGGACUCAAGGAGAGAAAGGAAGAACAGCGUUCCACACUGUAACUACUCUUUGGAAGGAAAAUCAUAAAUAUUUCUACACAGGUCCACAUCUGCCUCCCCAUGCAGAACCCCAUGAAAUGAAUAAAGCACCACAGCCUAUAACGGGACCCCCCUCUGCCCCCCAUCCUGCACCCUCCCCUGGUCUUUCACAGCCCUCCUUCCCCCCUGGGCAGCCUCCUGUUGUGUUUGCUUCCCCAGCACCACCUCAAAUGAACCCCACGCCACAGCCCCGACAGUUUGCCCCUGGGCCCCGACCUUUACACCAACAGGGAAGCUUCAGAUCGCUACAGCCCUACUACACCAACAGGGGCAGCCUGCCUCCCAGCAGCGGGCCCCGAGGCGUCCCAUCCAGCAACGCUCCUCGACCUGUGACACCCACCCAUGUUUACCAGGCAGGCCCUGGCUCCCAAAUGAUGAUGAUCCCCCAGCAGCAGUUAUCAUUCCCCAGCUCACCACAAGGGCCAGCCUACUUUAUAGGACAGUACCGGUCACCAACUUACGUGGCCACCCCCCAGCAAUACUCGGUCCCAGCUGGAACCCCAGGUUUCUACCCAGGCACCAGCCCUGCUGAAUAUGGUACUUAUGGGACCUACUACCCUGCACAGCCUCCAUUCCCCACCUCUGUGCAGGCGGCACCCGUCAUUAUGAACCCGGCCCCUCAACAACAGCAAGCACCGCCUCCGCCUUCUCAACACAUCCCCACCAAACGGGAACGCAAACAGAUCAGAAUAAGAGAUCCCAACCGAGGAGGCCAGGACAUCACGGAGGAGAUUAUGUCAGGGGGCCGCAGUGGCUCUACCCCAACGCCCCCACAGACAGCCGUAUCUGGGUCAGAUAAUACGCCGCUGCCUCAGGCCAAUGGUGAGAGUAUUUCAGGUGCUUCUACAACGAAUGUGGUUAGACCAGAUGACGGAGGGAAGCUUACGCCACCUUCCUUGUCACAGACCCCUGAGCUUCCUAAGGUUGACCCCAUCCUCACUGAAACCCUGUCCGCUGUUACUAAGGUGUCUGCCCCCCCUCCUCUCUCAGAAUCCAUAAACGCCCCCCUCAGCAACCUUGGACCUUCUGCUCCUGCUGCAGAUGUGAUGGAUGCUCCCCCCCCACCUAGAGGACCCACACCUACCCCCCCAUCAGCUCCUGAGGUCCCUGCCUACCCUGCACCCCUUCCUGACCUUGUCCCCACCUGUUCUGCACAGAACAAAACAGAAAACAUGGACCAUGAAAUAAAAGAAGAGGAAUCCAGAGAGGAAGAGACUAAAAACGAUGAGGUAAAAGCCUCUUCAGACUUUUUAAGCACCCAGACCCCCAGCUCUAACGGUGUGGCAGGCAUGGAGCUGGAAAAGUCAUCAAUUACUUCACCUCCCACUCAAUUGGAGGACACACUAGAAUCUCCCAUUGCUCAGCCUGAGGAGCUUCGUUUGCUCAACGGCCUCCCACUCCCAGGUCCUCAGAACCAGGUCCCCCAUGGUUCUGCUGUCAACACGUCUGAGCGCGAUGACAGUCCUAUAGCUGAACCGGAUUUAAGUCAGCAGUCUGUCGCGCAUAGCUCUGUUGCUGAUGUCACUGCGAAACAAACUGAUAUGGCCACACCCACAACUGUUGACCAAUUAGCAUCUGCUCCUGCUGAUGAAGAAGUUCCUGUCGAAGCGGUCAUCCUGGCAAAACCCUCUCAGUCAGAGGUACAGGAUGUAGUUACCAAGGUUGUCCCUGAGGUUGAGGAAGAUGCUUCACAGCCCCAGACCGAAGCCAAGGAAGAGACGGCUUCUCCUACAGAGAAAGUUUCCUCAGCUGACAACACAUCUGAGACAGUGUCUGGUUCUCCUCCUCCCACAGCAGAGGACAAGGAGGAGGCUCCCAGUCCGCCCACUGUCACCCCAUCCCCUGUAGAAACUACUAUGCAAGCUGCUGUGUCUGUGCCAAAGAAGAAGAGGAAGAUGAAGGAUCUGAACAAAAAGGAGGCGGUUGGAGACCUAUUAGAUGCCUUUAAGGAGGAGCAGGUAGUUGGCCAACCUGAGCCUGAGCCAGCCCCUGCCCCUCCACCAGAGCCAAAGCCCCCAGUUGCAGCCCCUCCUGCACAAGAGGAGGCCGACAUGACCUGGGAGGAUAAAGAGGACAAGCUGGAUGCCGAGAACCUUCAGCCAGCCGCCACCGACAAGAAGUACCAGUACAAAGAGGAACAAUGGAAGCCAAUUAACAAAGAAGAGAAGAAUAAAUACGACAGAGAGUUCCUUCUUGGGUUCCAGUUCAUCUCUGCUAGUAUGAACAAGCCAGAGGGUUUACCAGCCAUCAGCGAUGUCGUCUUAGACAAGGCAAACAAGACUCCUCUUCGCCAACUUGACCCCAGCCGUCUCCCAGGGAUGAACUGUGGUCCUGACUUCACUCCCUCCUUUGCCAACCUUGGCAGGCCUGGAAUGGGAGGAGGAAGCAGAGGACCUCCCCCUGGAAUGGGCGUCGGAGUUGGUGGGCCCCGACGCUCUCAGCAAGUCCAGAGGAAAGAGCCAAGGAAGAUCAUCACUAGCAUGUCGCUCAGCGAUGACGUGCAGCUAAACAAGGCAGAGAAGGCUUGGAAACCUUCAGUAAAGAAAACUACUCUGACCCGGGAGCCAGAGGAGCCGCAGGAGAAUGAUCCAGAGCAAAUAAAAACCCUGGAGCUGUUUAAGAGGGUCCGGAGUAUCCUCAACAAACUCACCCCACAAAAGUUUCAGCAGCUAAUGAAGCAAGUGCAGGAACUGACUGUCGACACGGAGGAGAGGUUGAAAGGUGUGAUAGAUCUCACCUUUGAGAAGGCCAUCUCCGAGCCAGACUUUUCUGUGGCCUACGCAAACAUGUGCCGCUGUCUUUCAGGGCUGAAAGUCAUAACCCCUGAGAAGUCUGGUCCCACUGUGAAUUUCCGCAAGCUGCUGCUAAACCGAUGCCAGAAGGAGUUUGAGAAGGAUAAAGAUGAUGAUGAGAUCUUUGAGAAGAAGCAGAAGGAGCUGGAAGCUGCCUCAGGGGAUGAAGUGAAGCAGCGGCUAAUCGAGGAGUUGAAAGAGGCUAAAGACAAGGCCAGGCGGCGCUCCAUGGGGAACAUAAAAUUUAUCGGUGAGCUUUUUAAGCUCAAAAUGCUCACAGAGGUGAUCAUGCACGACUGCAUUGUAAAGCUGCUCAAAAACCAUGAUGAUGAGUCUCUGGAGUGCCUGUGCAGACUGUUGUCCACCAUCGGCAAAGACCUGGACUUUGAGAAGGCCAAGCCUCGGAUGGACCAGUACUUCAAUCAGAUGGAGAAAAUAAUAAAGGAGAGGAAGACCACCUCCAGGAUCCGAUUCAUGUUACAAGAUGUGCUGGACCUCCGACGGAACAACUGGAUACCCCGGAGAGGCGACCAGGGACCCAAGACCAUCGACCAGAUCCACAAAGAGGCUGAGAUGGAGGAACACCGGGAGCAGAUGAAGGUGCAGCAGGCUCUCAUAUCCAGGAAGGAGUCUGGUGGGGGCCCAGGAGGCAGAAUGGGUGAUAGAGGCCCCGGAGGUCGAGGUGGUCCUCACACCGCAGGUCGUGGAGCCCCGCCUCAGGAUGAGGGCUGGAACACAGUCCCCAUCUCCAAGAACCGACCGAUUGACACCUCUCGCCUUAGUAAAAUCACUAAGACUCCUGUUCUUGACUUCAACAAUCAGCUACUGGCCCCUGGAGGUAAAGGCACCUGGGGCAGCUGGGGGAAGGGCAGCAGUGGUGGCACCAGUGCCAAACCUUCAGAUUCUGGGUCAGAGUCUGGAAAUCGUCCAGCCACCAGCACUCUGAACAGGUUCUCUGCCUUGCAGCAGCCUUCAUCCUCCUCACUAGAGUCGGACAGAAGAGUGCCUCAGAGAAACAGCUCGAGUCGAGAGCGUAGCGACCGUUUUGAACGCUCUGAUCGAGGUGGCGAGCGCUUCGACAGACGGGACGACCGAAGAGAUGACCGCAACCGUAUACAAGUCACCAAACGGAGCUUCAGCCGGGAGAAAGAGGAACGAAGCGGGGAAAGGGAGCAGCGUGGAUCAACUGAUCCCGUCCGCCGUGUGGCGAGUGUGACUGAAGAGCGAGACCGAGGCAGUGGAGAGCGAGCCAGGAGCAAAGAGCAAGUGAAACGGCAGGCAGCUGCCACGCCCCCACCACAGCAGACCCCUGCAAAGCCUGCGCUGACAGUUGACGAGAUGGAGAAGAAGUCCACAGCCAUCAUCGAGGAGUACCUCCACAUCAACGACAUGAAGGAAGCCCUGCAGUGUGUGCGGGAAAUGAACAGCCCUGAGCUGCUGUUUGUGUUCGUACGGAACGGACUGGAAUCGACGCUGGAGCGCAGCACCAUCGCCAGGGAGCACAUGGGCCAGCUGCUGCAUCAGCUCAUUAAGACCGGCAUCCUCCCAACACAGCAGUACUAUAAAGGGUUUCAGGAGAUCCUGGAGGUGGCUGAAGACAUGGCAAUAGACAUCCCACACAUCUUUCUCUACCUGGCAGAACUGAUCACACCGAUGUUGCAUGAAGGAGGAAUUCCCAUGGGAGAACUGUUCAGGGAGAUCUCUAAGCCUUUGAUCCCUAUGGGUAAAGCUGGAGUCCUCCUGGUCCACAUCCUUACUUUGCUGUGCAAAGAAAUGAGCCAUAAAAAGGCUGGUACCAUGUGGAGAGAGGCCAGCCUUGGAUGGACAGACUUCCUGCCUGAAGACGUGGACGUCAACAAGUUUGUGACAGAGAAGAACGUUGAGUUUACUCUGGGCGAAGAGACGGAGAAGAGCAGGAAGGAGAUGAGCUCAGCAGAGCUGACCAAACAGCUGGACAGACUGCUUCAGGACAAGGCGGACAAUGAGAGGAUCUUUGACUGGAUCGAGGCCAACCUAGAUGAGCAACAAAUGUCCUCCAGCAUGUUUGUCCGAACACUGAUGACCUGUGUCUGCCAGUCAGCUAUUAUCUGUGAGAACCCGUACAAAGUGGAUGGUGAAGUAAUCAAGCAGAGGGCCAAGCUGCUGCAGCGGUACCUGAAGGACGAGCAGAAGGAGCUCCAGGCUCUCUAUGGCCUGCAGGCCCUGAUGGUGCAGAUGGAGCAGCCUGCCAAUUUGCUUCGGAUGUUCUUCGACACCCUUUACGACGAGGACGUGAUCAAAGAGGAGGCCUUCUACAAGUGGGAGUCGAGCAAAGACCCCGCCGAGCAGCAGGGCAAGGGCGUGGCCCUCAAGUCAGUCACCGCCUUCUUUACGUGGCUCCGAGAAGCUGAGGAUGAAUCCGACAACAGCUAGGAGAGCUUCAGGGAACUUGAAAGAUCCCGGGGAGGGCGGGGAACGUUUCGUGGACUAUUUAGACUAUUUAGAAGCGCCUGACUGGGUAAAACCUUCUGCAUAAACAGAAAAAAUGAGAAAAAAAUUCUUCAAAUGGGAGAGAUUGUAUUAUGGAUCGAACAUUCGGUCAUUUUCUUGGUUCCUUUUUUUUGUUUUGGGGUUUCUUGUAUUUACCCAGGCAACAGAAUGUCUUUUUUCUGAUAAGAGAACUACAGGAUUAAAUAGAGGAUAUAUAAAAGAGAUGAUCAUUACAAGCUGUUGGAGAUGCUGCAGUGAUGUUUGAGCUUGUUAGCGAAUGGCUUUUCAUCAACAGAGCAACACUAUUUAAAGAGUAUUUGCCUAAUGAGCGAUAAAAAGAAAAGCUAAAUGCUGAUCCCAUCUAUAUUUUUGAUGAGUUCAUCUUUUAUCAUGUGGGCCGGCCGCAGCCGCUCUGCGUCUGAUCUGCAUGGUGCGCUUACGUAGACAAGUAGCUUUUUAUUCUUUCCAGUGUUGGGCUGAGUGGAGUGAGCGUUUUUAUAAUAAAAAUAACAAAACUACAAAGAGAAGCAGCGAGGGACGUCUGACACAUUUCAGAUACGAGCGAUGGUUGUGGACUUAAGACUUGAACUGGACAGUCUGUUUGAGGAAAGAUGCGAUGCGCAUUGUUUCGCCGGCUGUGGCGGCAGGAUGACGAUGCCUCCUGCAACACCCGUUGAACUACAUCCCGACCCUCCGAUGUAACUGUCUGGCUUGUUUCCUUCGCUUUCAGAAACACAAACUGUGGACUGAGAAAGAACCAGUUUGCAGCUGCAACCUCCAUCCAGAGCCUGUUAUCGGAUUUUAAGAAGAAAAAUAUCACAGAUAAAACUUGAAUAAAAUCACUUUCAGAUGGGACUUAAAAAAAAAGUUUAACUGCAAAUUCUAAAGCCUUUUGUUGCUUCCAUGAGUGGGAUUUGAGGAGGGCUUUGUAAAUAUAAGAUGGCUAGUUUUUCUGCUUUUUUCUUUUCAAAGAAAAAUACUAAUGUAACCCCUCUCCUCUGAAAUGAAGCUUCAGUUUUUCCCUGUAUUUAUAUUUUUCUCUCCUCAGUUGCCAGAAGGUGCUUGUAAUUACCCAACCCACUGAUUACAGUUUAAUUGAAAAUUUGUAAAUACUUUUUUGCUUUACUUUAUUAAAAAGAUAUUUAAUUAAAGAAAAAUGAAAAAGCA